Molecule: messenger RNA, 4163 nt
Organism: Cheilinus undulatus (humphead wrasse)
Lineage: Eukaryota; Metazoa; Chordata; Actinopteri; Labriformes; Labridae
Gene: rfc1
Product: replication factor C (activator 1) 1
Exons: 22
Coding region: 16-3696 (1226 amino acids)
Biological process (GO): DNA repair; DNA replication
Cellular component (GO): nucleus; DNA replication factor C complex
Molecular function (GO): ATP binding; DNA clamp loader activity; ATP hydrolysis activity
Source: RefSeq, a predicted model, not a curated record
AGACAUGUCAUCUGCAUGGGCUGCAGUAACAACUCCUCUACAAAGAAAACAAAACGCACGCGGAGUGACGCACGACGCACACCAACCCAAGUAGCGGUUGUGCGUCAUCUCCGAGCGACGGCUCAGAGUCCUGCUUCGCGCCAACCAGUUGAAGGAUUUCACUACUUUUCUGACAUUCAACCGGACUGUAAACGACGAGGCAACGGGUUUAUUAUGGAUAUCAGGCGGUUCUUUGCGCCGUCUGCAGCAAAGCCAGUGGUGCAGAAACCAGCCCCCAAUGGAAACAUUAAAACAGAGGAGAAGAAGAAGCCGCCGUCUUCAGAUGAAGAGGUGAAAAGGAAGAAAAAAGAGACCACAAAGGUCAAAAGCUCCAAACCAGAGGAGAAACGCAAGGACAGCGAGAAGAAGAGAAAAAAGCAUGCCGUCAUAGAGUCAGACUCUGAUGAGGAGCAGCCGGUGAGGAAGUCAAACAAAUCUCCCAAAGAGAAAAAGAUGACGAGCAAGACAGAGCCUCUUCCUAAAAAGGAUCCUGUGCAGUAUGUCUCUGAAACAGACUCAGACAGUGAUAACUUUCAGACCCUGAAGAAGGCCUCAAAAGUCAAGCAGAAUGGUUUAUCUAAACCAGCAAAGGCAGCAGCAGAGAGUUCCAGCCCAGCAGCCAAAACAGGAAUGAAGUCGCCUGUUAAGCCCUCCUCCGCUCAGGGUAAAACUGCUGUGAAGUCUCCUUCUGUGCCUGUCACCCCCAAAUCAGCUGCACCACCUCCACCCAAACGCACCCCCACCUCAGUCAUGGACUACUUUGGCAGUGGGGCUAUUCAGCGCUCUGAUAAGAAGCUUGUAGCCAGCACCAAACGAAAGGCUCCAACUCAGGACAUGGACGAUCUGCUGACUGAUGAGCAAAUCGCUAGAGAGCUGCAGAUGGACGAGGACAUGGAGCUGGAGAGGCAGGUCCAUGAGGACGAAGAGUUUGCCAGAACUCUGGCAAUGUUAGAUGAGGAGCCUCAAGCAAAGAAGGCUCGCAAAAGCUCAGAAGAAAAAAGAGCGGCUAUCCCCAGCCCAUCAAAGAACAAACAAAAAGCAGGUGUGUCUGAGGAUGUGAUCAGUCCAACUCCAGAGAAGAAACCGUCUCCUGUCAAAGCCAGCUCCAAACUGGCCAUGAUGAAGAAAAAGGCUGAUGAGACAGGUGAAAGGUCAAAGAGCAAAACACCACUUUCUCCUGCAAAAAUCAAAAUCUCUCCUAAAAAGGAGCCAAUUGCCUCGUCCAGCUCAGGCAUGCAGUUCACACCCAAAGCAGGAACCACAGUGAAAACUUCUCCCAAGAAACCAGAGAGCACAACUACAAGUCCUGAUGACCCAGAGAAGAAAAAGGCCAACGCCUCUGCAUACAGAAACUACCUCAACAGAGAUGGACCACGGGCUCUGGGCUCAAAGGAAAUCCCACAGGGUGCAGAGAACUGUUUGGAGGGCUGUGUCUUUGUGCUGACAGGGGUCCUUGAGUCCAUGGAGAGGGACGAUGCUAAAUCCCUUAUUGAGCGCUACGGAGGGAAGGUGACGGGCAACAUCAGCAAGAAGACCACCUACCUGGUGCAGGGCAGGGACAGUGGAGUGUCCAAGUUAGAGAAGGCAGAGGGUUUUGGCACUAAAAUCCUGGAUGAAGACGGUCUGUUGGAGCUGAUCAGAACCAAACCAGGAAAGAAGUCAAAGUACGAGAUUACUGCAGAGGCUGAGAGUAAAACAUCAAAGACUCCCCCCAGCAACACAACAAAAAGCACCCCCAAAUCCAAGAAGAUCUCUCCCUCAAAGGGUAAUUCCCGGUCCCCUCACACCCCCAGCCCAUCAAAGACUGGCCUUGCACAGGGACAUGCUGCCAGGAACAAAGAUGGCGGCACUCCACCUGGGAGAGGCUCAGGUCACACAGCCAGGAGGGAGCUGGGCCUUUCCUCUUCAUCUUCAGCUCCAGCAUCUUCAUCUUUGUCAGUGACUGGGGAGGAUGCCAGUCUGCUGUGGGUAGACAAGUACCGCCCGCGCUCUCUGAAGACUGUGAUUGGCCAGCAGGGAGACCAGAGCUGUGCCAAUAAACUGUUGCGCUGGCUGCAGAAUUGGCAUAAAAACCACAGUGGGGGCGCUACCAAACCAGCAGCAGCGAGGUUUGGUAAGUUUGGAGGGAAAGACGAUGGAUCAGGAUUCAAAGCUGCUCUGCUCUCUGGACCUCCUGGUGUGGGCAAGACCACCACAGCUGCUCUGGUUUGUGAGGAGCUUGGUUUCAGCUACGUGGAGAUGAACGCCAGCUGUACUCGCAGCAAAAACAGCCUGAAGGAAGUUGUUGCAGAGUCUCUCAACAACACUAGCAUUGAGAAUUUUUACAAAGGUACUUCUCAGACAGUCACAAAUAAACAUGUCCUGAUCAUGGAUGAGGUCGAUGGUAUGGCUGGUAACGAGGACCGGGGAGGAAUCCAGGAGAUGAUUGGCCUGAUCAAAAAUUCAAAGAUUCCCAUCAUCUGCAUGUGUAACGAUCGUAACCAUCAAAAGAUCCGGUCGCUGGCAAACUACUGCUUCGACCUGCGCUUCCAGAGGCCACGAGUGGAGCAGAUAAAGGGAGCUAUGAUGUCCAUCGCUUUUAAGGAGGGAAUCAAGAUCCCACCCCCUGCUCUUAAUGAAAUUAUCCUAGCCUCCAAUCAGGAUGUCCGACAGGUGAUCCAUAACCUGAGCAUGUGGUCGGCCCGAGACAAAGUGAUGACAUAUGACCAGUGCAAGUCAGAUGCAGCUAAAGCCCGCAAGGACAUGAAGAUGGGUCCGUUUGAUGUUUGUCGGAAAGUGUUUGCUGCAGGAGAGGAGACCAGCCACAUGAGCCUCAUCGAUAAGUCUGAUCUCUUCUUCCACGACUACUCGCUGGCACCGCUCUUUGUCCAAGAGAACUACCUGCAUGUUCGACCAAAAGCUGCAGGUGGUGAUCAGAAGUCUCACCUGGUGUUGCUCAGUAAGACGGCUGACUCCAUCUGUGAUGGUGACCUGGUGGACAGACGCAUCCGCUCCGGACAGAACUGGUCACUGUUGCCCACCCAGGCCAUCUAUGCCAGUGUGCUGCCCGGUGAGCUCAUGAGAGGCUACAUGAACCAGUUCCCUAUCUUCCCCAGCUGGCUUGGCAAGAACUCAUCCACCAGUAAACACUCUCGCAUUGUCCAAGAGCUGUCUUCACACAUGAGUCUAAAAACCCUGAGCAGCAGACAGGCCAUCAAUCUGGACUACUUGCACUACCUGAAACAGGCACUGUUGAGCCCUCUACAGAGGAAAGGGGCGGACGGCGCCAGUGAGGCUGUGCAACUGUUGGAUGACUACCAGCUCAUCAGAGAGGACGUGGACAGCAUCAUGGAGAUCAGCGUGUGGGGGGGGCAGCCUGACCCCUACUCUAAAUUGGACUCUAAGGUGAAAGCAGCAUUCACACGUGCCUACAACAAAGAAGUUCACCUCACGCCGUACUCUCUGCAAGCAGUGAAGAAGGGCCGCCGUGGUGGUGGUGGUGGCGGUGGGGAGGCAGAGUUCGGCGAUGACAUGGAAAACGAAGUCCAGGAGUCUGAAGACGAGGGCUUGAAAACAGAUGCCAUGAUCAAACAGAAAAAGGCCAAAGCCACCAAGGAGACAAAGAAGGAGGAUUCUGGGAAGGGCAAAGGCAAGGGGAAAGGCAAGGCCAAGAAAUAACACAAGACCUGAGAAGGACAACAGACGGUCAUUGUCUGCCUUCCUUUACCCCCACAGACUGUUAAUAUUUCUCUUUAGCCAGAGCCAGGACAUGAAACUGGUCAUAAAUUCUGCAGGUAUCUCAUCUGAGCACUUCCAAGCACUUGACUCACCACGCUGUGCUGAGAAAUGUCAAACUUUAUUUUAAACCUCCUGUCAUGUGUCCAUCAGAGCAUCUCUGCACUGAUCAUUUCAUGCAUAUUAUCUGAUUGUUACAUCCAUCAUCAUGUCUCGGUAGUAACGUGUCCUAACAAGAAUUAGGUGCUUUAUCUCCAUCAGUUUGUUUUUGAGGUGUUGAGGCUGUAAAUAAUGUCACUCUGAUGUACAAGACUGUUAACUUUUGCUGCAUCUGCAGUACAGAAAUGCUUAAGAUCUACGGUAAGUGCUGAUGUUCCUGUACAUUACAAUUUUGUAUAAAUUUCAUGAUA